Molecule: messenger RNA, 780 nt
Organism: Geodia barretti
Lineage: Eukaryota; Metazoa; Porifera; Demospongiae; Tetractinellida; Geodiidae
Source: the annotation of a GenBank genome assembly
GACCAGAAGUCGCGGUAACCACUGAUUUUGCUGCGCAAUUUUCUCACUGAAGUUUGGGAAAUGCAAGUUCUAGUCUUGCUAGUGGCUCUGCUGAGUGUGUGUUCUUGGACCACACUAAGUGUGGAUGGUGUGACCAUCUCUCUGAAUGGCGAGCCUAUUCCAAACAAUAACAUAUCAAGGAGAAGUGUGUACGACUUUGAGUUUGUGAAUUCAAAUGAUGAUUUCAACAGAGCUAUGAGGUGUCAGUCUGAACUGUCUGUCUCUGAAAUCCCUGCAGCUACUUAUGCAUGUCAUGUUGGUGGUGGAGAUAGUCCAGUCCCUUGUGCUUAUCCAGAAGAAGAGUACAUAGCGUUUACUGGUAGUAGUUGUUGUGUAACUCGAGGAUGGAGUGCAAGGAGACUACCUGAUGAAGGUGGUCGUAGAGUACACUACUUGUGGAGAAGGUCGGAAACUCCAGAGGAAGGAUAUAUCAACUGUCAUAUGAUUGGUGACAUUAACCCUGUAUUAGGACUGUACAUCCUCUACCCCAUCACUGAGGUAACUGCAGCUAUUGAGGUGGAGGCAGGAACAUUGACAUUCAGAGUGAGGUGUACCUCCACUGGUGGUAGAGCUCUCAACAUGGCCGUCUCUGGACCUAAUGGAUACAACUCUGACAUCAGUGCAAACAUACAGCCAGUGGGCACUCCAGAGUUUCUUAGUAAUGACGUCUACACUGCCAGGACUGAAAUUAUAUCCAGUAGCAGAGAUGGAGAUAUAUUCCAAUGUAAUGUCACUAGUGUC